This is a messenger RNA of Hyla sarda, 4351 nucleotides long. It is a transcript of the gene EXTL3, whose product is annotated as exostosin like glycosyltransferase 3. Gene Ontology annotation, molecular function: glycosyltransferase activity. The transcript has 6 exons. The coding region runs from base 566 to 3325 and encodes 919 amino acids. The record is from RefSeq and is a predicted model, not a curated record. Lineage: Eukaryota; Metazoa; Chordata; Amphibia; Anura; Hylidae. Gene Ontology annotation, cellular component: membrane.
UGAUGGGAGGGGCCAAUGACGGAGUCGCGAACGAAGAUGGGCGGGACUGAGGCCGGCGUGUUCGCGGAGGGAAUCUCGCGAGAUUUGGUGGUUCGGCGGUAUGUUCCCGUACAGGCAGCGUUGUGGAGUGUGAGGCGGAGACACCGGGCGGCGGCGGCUUGAAGCAUCUUCGGUUAUUGAAGCAUCCAGUGAUUGCGAUAUAUCUGGAAAAUUGCCUUUUCUCUUCACCAUGGAUCUUGAGCACCUAUUCAGUUAACCAACCCAUUACAAUGUCAAGUACGGCAGAAAAUGCCUACUCGGUACAGACGGGCAUCUCGCCGACGCAACCGAACCUCAACGUAACACAUUUAUUACAUCUCGAAUGAAGGAGACCUUACAUGACUGAGGCCGGUGUUUUUUACGGGCGUCCUGCUGGUUUCGAUGUAACGUCCUGGAAAAUGAAAUUUUCAUUUUAUUGGCAUGUUAUCACUCAGACGGAGUAAUUCCUUUUCACGGUUCACCAGUCCAAAAUUUUGUUGGCAUGGCUACUGACCCGACGUGAUUGGUCGGUGUCACUCUUGAACUCAUGAGUGGGUACACCAUGCUGCGCAAUGGGGGAUUGGGGAAUGGUGGUCAACCAUGGAUGCUCCGUUGGUCCAAUCGGAUCAGACUCUCUUGGCUAAGCUUAACUUUGUUCAUCAUCCUGGUUUUUUUCCCGCUCAUUGCCCACUAUUACCUCACCACCAUUGAUGAUGGCAACAAUCCCGCAAAACCCGUUUUUCUCCCACGGACGGGCAACGAACUCUGUGAGGUGAAGCACGUUCAGGAUCUCUGUCGGAUACGAGAGUCCGUUAGCGAAGAGCUUCUCCAGUUGGAAGCCAAGCGUCAAGAACUAAACAGCGAGAUAGCAAGGUUAAACCUUAAGAUUGAAGCUUGCAAGAAAAGCAUAGAGAAUGCGAAGCAGGACCUUCUACAGCUCAAAAAUGUCAUCAGUCAGACAGAGCAUUCAUAUAAGGAACUGAUGGCACAAAACCAGCCAAAGCUUUCAUUGCCAAUCCGGCUACUGCCAGAUAAAGACGAUGUUACCGUACCAUUGCCAAAGUCUAAAAGGAACUGCCGGCUACAUAAUUGUUUUGACUACUCAAGGUGUCCCUUGACUUCUGGGUUUCCCGUCUUUGUGUAUAACAGUGAUCAGUACCCGUUUGGCAAUUUGAUAGACCCUUUAAUCAAACAGGCCUUGGAGGCAAGUGUCAGAACUAACGUGUAUGUGACUGAAAAUGCAAAUAUUGCUUGUAUAUAUGUAGUUUUAUUGGGGGAAAUGCAGGAACCAUUGAUGCCAAAACCUACUGAACUGGAGCAGCAGUUGCACUCUUUGCCAUAUUGGAGGACUGAUGGGCACAACCAUCUAAUAAUCAAUUUGUCCCGAAAAUCGGAGACUCAGAAUUAUCUAUAUAACGUGAGCACUGGCCGUUCCAUGAUUGCUCAGUCCACGUUUUACGAUUACCAGUAUCGACCCGGCUUUGACAUAGUGGUAUCGCCAUUGGUCCAUGCAAUGUCGGAACCAAACUUCCUAGAAAUCCCAGCACAGGUGCCCGUCAAAAGGAAGUACCUGUUCAGUUUCCAAGGAGAAAAAAUCGAGUCCUUGCGUUCAAGUUUGCAGGAAGCUCGGUCGUUCGAAGAAGAAAUUGAAGGCAACGCCCCAGCGGACUAUGACGACCGUAUAAUCACCACUCUUAAAGCUGUCCAGGACAGUAAGUUGGAUUUUGUUAUGGUUGAGUUUACCUGUAAAAACCAGCCUAAGGCAAGUCUGCCCACUGAGUGGGCUCUAUGUGGGGGAAGGGAAGACAGGAUAGAGCUACUUAAGCAAUCCACCUUUGCACUGAUUAUAACUCCUGGAGAUUCCCAGCUGAUCAUAUCUGCUGGCAGUGCCAUGCGGCUUUUUGAGGCUCUGGAGGCAGGAGCCAUCCCUGUCAUUCUUGGAGAGCAAAUCCAGCUACCCUACCAUGACAUGAUCCGAUGGAACGAGGCAGUGUUGAUCAUACCGAAACCCCGCAUUACGGAAGUGCAUUUCCUUUUAAGGAGCAUCUCUGACAAUGACCUCCUUGCCAUGAGGAGACAAGGGCGUUUCUUAUGGGAAACCUACUUUUCCACAUCGGAUACAGUUUUUAAUACCAUCUUGGCAACCAUAAGAACUCGUAUCCAAAUUCCAGCUGCUCCAAUUCGAGAGGAACCGGCUGUGGAGAUCCCUCAUCGUUCUGGUAAAGCUGCAGGUACGGAUCCCAACAUGGCCGAUAACGGAGACUUGGAUCUAGGUCCAGUAGAGACAGAACCACCUUAUGCAUCCCCUAAAUACCUGCGGAACUUCACCCUGACUGCAACAGACAUUUACCGGAACUGGAACUCCGCACCGGGUCCUUUUCACCUAUUUCCCCAUACACCUUUUGAUCCUGUGUUGCCAUCUGAAGCAAAGUUCUUGGGAUCUGGAACAGGGUUUCGACCAAUUGGGGGUGGGGCUGGUGGCUCGGGGAAAGAGUUUCAGGCUGCCCUUGGCGGGAACGUGCCCAGGGAGCAGUUCACUGUGGUUAUGUUGACCUAUGAACGUGAGGAAGUAUUGAUGAACUCUUUGGAGAGGUUAAACGGACUCCCAUACUUAAACAAAGUUGUGGUAGUGUGGAACUCGCCCAAGUUGCCAUCCGAAGACCUUUUGUGGCCGGACAUCGGAGUGCCCAUAGUGGUUGUGCGCACAGAGAAGAACAGUCUGAACAAUCGCUUUCUUCCCUGGGAUGAGAUUGAGACGGAGGCCGUUCUCUCUAUUGACGAUGACGCUCACCUCCGGCACGAUGAGAUCAUGUUUGGUUUCCGGGUGUGGCGAGAGGCCAGGGACCGCAUUGUUGGCUUUCCCGGACGCUAUCAUGCCUGGGACAUCCCUCACCAGUCGUGGCUCUACAACUCCAACUACUCCUGCGAGCUGUCCAUGGUGCUGACCGGAGCCGCCUUCUUCCACAAGUAUUACGCCUACCUGUACUCCUACGUCAUGCCGCAAGCUAUCCGGGACAUGGUGGACGAGUAUAUUAACUGUGAGGACAUCGCCAUGAAUUUCCUGGUCUCCCACAUCACCAGGAAACCACCUAUCAAGGUCACCUCCCGCUGGACCUUCCGCUGCCCCGGCUGCCCUCAGGCUCUGUCUCACGACGACUCGCACUUCCACGAGCGCCACAAAUGCAUCAACUUCUUUGUGAAGGUUUACGGAUACAUGCCGCUGUUAUACACCCAGUUCCGCGUUGACUCCGUUCUCUUCAAGACUCGGCUCCCUCACGACAAAACGAAAUGUUUCAAGUUCAUUUGAAGACGUCCAUUCCUGCAACCGGAGACGUCUUCUCUCCCCGAUGUCUUGAUUCCAAGACGUUGCCUCAAGUGUUCUCUAGUCUUAAUGUGUAAAAAGAACAACAAAAAAAAAUGAAAAAAAGUUGAACUAAAGGAUAUGUACUCAAAAAACAAAACAAAAAAAAACAACUAAGGAUACACUGAAGGAGACAACUGUCCGAUUUUUAUUUCUGUAAAUAAAAUAAAAAUUUUAUUCAUAAUUUUUUUUUUUUUUUUUUUUUUGCGGCUCAAAUAUUUAACAUUUUGAGUGGUGAAGCUUUCACGUGACAUCUCGAAGAGCGGCUCAUGCCCCGUGCCCUCCACUCGAUUGAAAUGAGUGUCUCCAAAAGGGACUUGGGUCCCCCAUACUACCCCACCCUCCUUUUGGUUUUUCCCAAAAACAUUCACCAGACGAUCGAUUAUGGCCCCUAUGAAAGAAGCAGAGACUUGACUCGGUCCUCUUCGGAGAUCGCAACGCACAAAAUUACCGAUCCAGCAGCAAUGCUUCACCCUCCGAAUGUGCUCACCAUCGCCCCCUGCCUACAGCUUGGUCUGACGACGUACCAGUAAAGCACAGAAUUACCACUUCAUUCUCACAUUCACCUUUGUAAAUUUAAUAAAUUGCUGUACAGCUCGACUGAUGUAGACAAUGUAUUUAGAAAAAAAAAAAAUUUGGAAUGUUUUUUUAUUUUUUAAUUUUUUUUUAUUUUUUUCGGGCAAUUUUAAGUGGUUACUGUUUACAGUCAUAGAAGUUACUAGUGAUCGCAAUGGAGACUGUUCUAGCAAAACUGUACAGAGCGAACGCAUCUCCGGCGGCAACCAGAGAAGUUUUAUUCUACCAGGUACGAGUAUGGGCCGGUGUUACGGGAGAAAUCCAUUUUCUAGGAUUAGUGAUUUUAGUCUUCAACCUGUGGUAAUUACUUAGAAUUUUUUUUUAUUUUUUAUUAAUUUUAUUAUUUUUAUGCUCAACAAGCAAAACGAUGAAUAAAAACCAUUGGUGAAAACGGAA